This is a messenger RNA of Acanthoscelides obtectus, 1382 nucleotides long. The record is from the annotation of a GenBank genome assembly. NCBI's taxonomy places the organism in Eukaryota, Metazoa, Arthropoda, Insecta, Coleoptera, Chrysomelidae.
CAGGUAGCGCAUGGCUGAUAGGUCGACUGACGUUUCGUGUAACACCAAUGAACAGUAAUAUAACAGGUUUGUGUUUCAUAAUAUGUAUCGAGAUUGCAUAUAUAAACAUACACAAUAGUUGCUAAUUAAAGAAUUGAUUUUUUAAUUGCAAAUAUCACAUGAAUCAUGGGUGGGUGCCGGUUGCAAAGAGAUAUAAUCUAGAUCAAUGGCCGAAGGUCGGUCGUACUUUCAAAGGCAAAAUUGGACCAAACCGGAUGAAAAAACAUUUAUUUCAUAUUGUCGUACAGUUGUAUACCAACACGUCUUGCAGUUCACUUGAACAAUAUGAAGAAUAUGGUCAAACGUGAAGUUAUCUUUAAUUUGCUCGUUGUGCUAUGUCUUUUCAAGGCACAGUGUUGUGAAGAAUGGUACUGGAAAGACUAUAACAGAGAAAUCCCGACUGAUGCCAUUGUAGCAGGGACUUACAAAGGUCAACAUCGUUAUAUAGGGCAAGCUUACUUACAUCAUUAUGGUAUAAUGGUUACUACAAUUAUACCAGGUCAAAAUCACAGUAUAGUAGCAUGUUAUGGUGUUAAGAAGGUGAAUAAAAUGAUUAAGAUCCUUUGUUCUCGUAACCACCAUAAUUUCCACUGGAUAGAAACAACACCAAACACUUACCUAAACGACACCAUGCAUCUAACGACAGUCAUCGGGGGGUACAACGAAAGAGCUAGGAGUGACUGGAACAAGAAUGGAGUUUCCCUAGAGUUGGCACCUUUGAUCAUAGGCCGGACUACGAGACAUGUUCAUCCGAUCAUUGGUGCUGUGACUGUGUAUAGGCAGAAAUAUGUUGGAAAGACUGACUUUUAUUAUCCCGAUCCUGUGAACAAUACUGUUUUGUCUGCGGCUAGUUUUGAGGUGCUUGUUUAUAAAUAAAAGUUGAAAUACAUGCUGUGAGACUUAAAAUGCUUUUGGCUUUGCCGCAAAAUAAUCGUGAAUUCAUAAAAAACGAAUAUAAUAUUUUAUUGAAAAAUCUGAAUUCAAAAAAUAUUUUUACAGGAACACAAAACGCAUAUAUUAGCAAUAAAUAAAUACAUUAAACAAUGAGAAAAAAAUAAGACUGAGAUGUUAUGUUUUUUGGAAGUUAGAUAGUACGCAAAUCAGGAAAAACCAUGCCACUCACUUCCAUCUGACCACCUUCUUGUUUGUCUGUCGCACGUCCUCAACCUCUGCAACUUGGAUAGUACCGCACGAAUUUUGGUGAAAUUUCGAAAUAAGGUUACUACUAUGCCAAGGACGGAAGAAUGGCUUUUGAGAAUUGAUUCGAUUUCGCAGAUAUUACGGGCAAGUAAAUUAAAAUCAUUGUUACCUCGCUCUUUGGUGCUUAAAGACUCCGGUUUAUG